This is a messenger RNA of Ceratitis capitata (Mediterranean fruit fly), 759 nucleotides long. RefSeq lists its product as uncharacterized. Lineage: Eukaryota; Metazoa; Arthropoda; Insecta; Diptera; Tephritidae. The transcript has 2 exons. Bases 109 to 567 code for a protein of 152 amino acids. The record is from RefSeq and is a predicted model, not a curated record.
CCUAAGCGGGGUUAGCGAAACGCUACAACAACAACAACAACAACAGUUUCCCGGGCCAAUACAUAGUUCGAAAAUGCCAAGAUUUCACUGCCACUAAUCUUUCACAUUAUGUAUGGAUUUGCCCACCAUUGGUCGCAAGCAGCUGUAAGGCUUGAAAACCACUUUAAAGGAACCUCAUUGUCAAGUGUGACCAUAACAGAUUGGUAUAACUACUGUAGGGAGGCGGUAGUAUUUUAUGAAAUUGAUUUUCAGCAUUUGGUCGGUAAAAUUGGUGGUCCGGGAAAAAUCGUCCAAAUCGACGAAUCGAAAUCUGGAAAAAGAAAAUUUAAUAAAUGGAGGAGGGUUGACGGUCAUUGGGUCCUUGAAAUUGUGGAAGAUGGUAGCGUGGACAUACGUCUUGAAGUUUGUCCGGAUAAUGCUCGGUCCGCUGAGGUGCUUAUCUCUCUAAUCCGCAAGCACGUCGUAGAGGGAACAACAAUCCAUACAGAUUGUUGGAAAGCCUACGAUUGGAUUACGGGUAUGUGCACCGGAAAGUCAACCACAGCGAUCCGGGGAAUCCGCUUGUAGCGCUGGAUUUGACUCACACUCAGUGAAUUAAGGCAUGUAAUAAAAAGAUAUUUUGUAAAGGAAAACUAUAAUAACCCCGCCAAUUUUGCUGAAAUUGUGGUUGAGUAUUUGUGGCGUUGAAAUAUAAGUAGGCGCCAUAAGGAUCCAUUUGCACAAGUCAUUAAUGCAAUAAAACACACGUAUAAGCCGUAA